CCCCGACUCCCCCGCUCCGAAGGGGUGGGGGCUUGGACCGACGGCUGCAACGGAGGCUCUCCCGGCGCCCUUCCCAGAAACCGAACUGACCGAUCCCUGCACGAGCCAUGCCCGGCAUGACGCAGCCGCUCGUCACGAUGGCGCUCGCGCUCGCCUGCGGAGCGCAGGCCGACCUGCAGCUCGUGCAGGUGUCCGUGUACGGCCCCGCAGCGGACGCCCCCGCCGGGGAGCCGCAGGAGCGCGCGCGGGCGGCGGGCCGGCCCACGGAGGCUCCGACCCCGGCCCCGACCCUGGAGAGCGGGGCGCCGUGCACCUGCGACGCGGCCGGGUGCGGCGUCUUCCCCUACAUGGACCUGGACGGCGACGGCUGCCUCUUCCUGGGCGAGUCGGAGAAGGUGGAGCAGUUCAAGGGACACUUCGACGAGCUGGACGCAGACGGGGACGGCUGCAUGACCCAGGCGGAGUGCGCCAACUCGUCGCUGUCCGACGAUCUCCCCCCGUACCCGAUCGUGGGCCCGGAGGAGACCGACUACGGGUUUUUCUUGACGGAGGGCACCAGCGUCCAGCAGCAAUGCACCACAGGAGAGACGAGGCGCCGCCGCUCGGAGGUGUGCACCGAGUGCCCUGCUGGCAAGGAGGACCUCGGCGAUUUCGACCAAUGCAUCGGGGGAGUGUACCUGACCGGACCAAUCGAGGCGGGCGCCGACACCGUCUUCAUCAACAAGGAUGUGGACGAAAGCGGAGUGGUGCUGACGGUGGGUGACACGAUCACAAUGUCGACGCGCAACCCUGGCCACUUCGAGAGGCUGGUCAUCACCGGGAAGGCGGGAUUUGACGACGGCGCGCGCCUCUCGCCCGAGCACGAGGUCCUGCUCCGCACGCGAGGGCCCUUCUUCGUCCUGGACCACGGGGUGAACGAAGGGUUCGGCCAAUUCGACGCGAUGCUGUCGUCCUGCUCGGCCACCAACGGGAUGGACCUGUCAACCGCAUACCCGUGCGGGUGCGGCAUCGCGAUCUGCGAAUCGGGCUACAAGUGCGACGAGGAGUGCGGCGCGAACGCCAAUAACACUCUGAUUGACGGCUACGCCGGGACUGGCUUCGGGACUGGUGGCUGCUGCAUCGGCCCCCCGCCCGCCGUCAUGCCGACUCCGGUCCCAACGGUGGCUGCCAGGGGCGACCCGCACCUGGUCAACUUGCAGGGGGAACACUUCGACGUGAACCACGGGGGAGAGUUCAUCCUGCUGAGGAUCCCCCAGAACGCCGCCAUGCCCGCAGAGGUGGAGCUGAAGGCCACCAUCCUCCCCGAGCACGGGAAGCCGUGCACCACCUACAUCACGGAGGUGGAGAUCUCUGGCUCCUGGCUGAAGGGCAAGGUCGUGCAGGUGCGCUCCUACCUUAGAUCCCACGCUCAGAACACGACCGACAAGUUCCUGGGCCUCCGGGUGCUGAGUGACGGCGCGCCUGCCGAGGCCCCGUGGGAGAAGAUCGACCAGUGGACCGACCAGGCGUACGUUCUCGCCAGUCCUGUCGCGGCGAGUACCACCACGGUGACACUGUCCAAGACGCAGUGGUACAGCAGGAAGCAGGUCACUGGUGGCGCGCCGAACGUGGCAGGGCAGGUCGAGGUCCACCUGCAGGCGGGGGCCACCGACGAGUCCGCGACGUUCGUCAUACGCCAGGACCUGCCGGGGCAGGAGCACCUGAACCUGGCCGUGCGCCGCCUGAGCGCGCUCGGUCGCGCGGACGUUGGCGGCCUGCUCGGGUUCGACGCACACCCCGAGUCCCUGGAGUCCGUCACGCCCGAGUGCCAGCGCCACAGGGACGGGCUCGACUCCGGCAGGAGGGGCCCCCGCUUCGACAGGCCGGGCUGGAGGACCCGCUGGGAGAAGGUCAGGGCGUCGCGCGCGACGGCCCACAAGCCUGGCGGGAAGAUGGAUGACAACGAGGCGGCCGCCACCCUCACCGCCAGGGAGCAGAUGUGCGUGUGCCCCAACGAGGACUUGGCCGAUGGCGAGAACGUCGAAGGCGGGCGCAUCGAGGGCGUGAUCGCCGACUUCCAGGUCGGCAGGCUCGCCGAGGCGACGUGGGACUGAGCGGGGGCCUCCUGAGGCCCUCGGCCUAGCGAGCGGUCCUGCUGGUCCAGGCCCUUCCUUCUCAUAAGCAGACUCUUCCCUUACCAUUUUGCUGCGCACCCGACGGCGAAGUCUUCUCCUCUCCCAGCCUCCGAGUCUCUCCCUGGUGGGCAUGCCAGGCAGAGGCUGAUCAGGUACGCUUCCCGGAGCUCCGGCGGGCGACCCCCGCGGGAUGCAGGCGACGAGCGCGUUUGGCGCUCCGUCGGGUCAUGCCAUCUUCCGCGCUGCACGCCGCUUGCGCGCGCGAUGACGAAAC
This is a messenger RNA of Prorocentrum cordatum, 2388 nucleotides long. Lineage: Eukaryota; Dinophyceae; Prorocentrales; Prorocentraceae. The record is from the annotation of a GenBank genome assembly.